AUGGCCGAGCCGCUCCGCAGGACUCUCUCCAAGCUCCGGGGCCGGCGGUCGCAGCGCGGGGCGGCGGCGGCCGCCGGGCACCGCCACGGCGGGAGCUGCGCCCCGCAGGAUUUAAUUGAAAAUGUUUACAUAGCUUCAAGAAGCAGGAGAGAACUUAAAACUCCUAAGACAAAUGAAGUCCCUGAACACAGGCCACAGAUGACCAGCAUUACUGUUUCGAAGAAACGCAACUGGCUACACCAGAGCUCUCACAGGUCUCCUCAUAUGGAAGAGGAAAACACAUGUAAGAAAAUGCAAGGGGCUGUUAUCCAGGUGCCUAAAUCUCCCAGUCCAUUACCUGAACCCAAAAUGCAGAAGGUUCCUUCCAGAUCACCCGUAGGGCCAGAAUAUACUGCAAGAGCCUACAGUUCUGCAGACGCCGUUCCAAACGCUACGAGCUCUUUCAUACUGAGAAACUGUACUCUAGACUUCAGUGAGGAUAACGAUGCAGAUGAUGAAGGAGAAAUAUGGUACAAUCCUAUCCCUGAGGAUGACGAGCCAGACUUCCCUAGAGUCCGCUCUUCUGUUGUGAAUAGCUCUGGUAUGGUGGACUCCCAAGCUGCCAGUUACAAAACCCUGCCUGGGAGUGACUUGGUUAAAGCUGAGGGGGCCCACGAAGGUCCGCCACGCUGCCCAGAGCACGCAGGGGACAGUCUCAUAGCUCAGCCUGGUGAGCUGAAUCCGUCUGGAGCCAUGUGUCCCCCAGAGCAUGCGCAGCUGUACAGGCAGAGGUUUGUGGGCAAGAGCCAGAGUGGGCCAGCCGCGGAAGACAGUUCGGCGUUUAAAUGUUCUCCACCAGGAUCUGGAAUCAUACUUGCACCCAAGACUGACAUACCACCAGCAGAAAUUUCUCCUCCAAGUCCUAGUCCUUUGAAGAAAGGUGGAUCAAUCAAUUGGCCUUUCCCAGAUAGAAUUAAAUCUCCCAGAACUGUGAGGAAACUUUCCAUGAAAAUGAAAAAGCUGCCAGAGCUCAGCAGAAAGCUGAGCGUCAAGGGAACUUCAAGCCAUAGUAGUAGUUCUGAUAAUCCUCCUUCUAUGCUGAAAGGUAACUGUCGGGAUACAAGCCAUACCACAUCUUUGCCGUCUUCUGGAAACUCAACAGCAGCUGCCAGCAGAAAUGUUAUAAGUCGUUACCAUCUCGACAGCAGCGUGUCAUCGCAACACACCUACAAAAAGAAAAGCACGAGGAGUUCCAAAUCCUCCAGCAAAGGUGGUUACCUCAGUGAUGGUGAUUCUCCUGAACUUGUAACAAAAUCGGGGAAACAUGGACAUGAAACCAAGUUUGGGAAAGGAAAGGAGACCCUUCCAAGCAACAGUAGCAAACCGGAAAUAGAUAUUGAUGCUUUUAGACACUACAACUUUUCUGAUCAACCCAAAUGUUCUCAGUACAUCUCUGGACUCAUGAGCAUUCACUUCUAUGGUGCUGAAGAUUUGAAACCACCAAGAAUAGACUCAAAAGAUGUCUUUUGUGCAAUACAAGUUGACUCAGUAAACAAAGCCAGAACAGCCCUGCUUACAUGUAGGACAACAUUUUUAGAUAUGGACCACACGUUCAACAUAGAAAUUGAAAAUGCUCAGCACUUAAAACUAGUAGUGUUCAGUUGGGAACCCACCCCACGCAAAAACCGUGUUUGUUGUCAUGGAACAGUGGUUCUUCCUACUCUCUUUCGAGUGACAAAGACACAUCAACUGGCUGUCAAGCUGGAACCAAGAGGGCUUAUUUAUGUCAAACUGUCGCUCAUGGAACAGUGGGAGAACUCUCUUGAUGGUCUAGAUGCAGAUCGAGAGCCAGUGAUGUUCGGGGUAGAUGCUCGAAAAGUUGUUGAGAAGGAAAAUGCAGGCUUGAUGGUACCGCUUUUGAUGCAAAAGUGUAUUCUGGAGAUAGAAAAGAGAGGCUGUCAGGUUGUGGGCCUGUAUCGAUUAUGUGGCUCAGCAGCAGUUAAGAAAGAGCUUCGAGAGGCAUUUGAGAGAGAUAGCAAGGCUGUUUCUCUCUGUGAAAACCAGUACCCAGAUAUUAAUGUGAUAACAGGUGUCCUAAAGGAUUAUCUGAGAGAGCUGCCCUCUCCCCUGAUAACCAAACAGCUGUAUGAAGCAGUGCUGGAUGCAAUGCUGAAAAAUCCCUUGAAAAUGACAGCAAGUGGUUGUGAAAAUGACCCAAGUGAUUCUGAGCUCACAGCAGCCCUCCUGGAUUGCCUGCCAGAUGUUGAGAAGGCUACCCUGAAGAUGCUAUUGGAUCACCUGAAGUUGGUGGCUUCCUACCACGAAAUAAAUAAGAUGACAUGCCAGAAUUUAGCUGUAUGUUUUGGUCCUGUUUUACUGAGCCAGAGGCAGGAGACCAGCAGUCAUAGUAACAGAGUCUUCACAGACUCGGAAGAACUUGCUAGUGCUCUGGACUUCAAAAAGCACAUAGAAGUUCUUCAUUACUUACUCCAGCUAUGGCCAGUACAUCGUUCAACUGCCAAAGACCCAAUGCAUCCGAAUGCAUUUUCAGAGCACCCAUCGUCCCUGAAUUACCUGAGACCUAAGAAGCAAAGACCUCAGAUGCUGAAUCUAAGUGGUACUGAAAUGUCUGGGGUGCUUAGGCCAAGACCAGCAGGUCUAGACAGCCCUUCAAGUAACCGCUACGCGGGAGACUGGAGUAGUUGUGGGGAAAACUACUACUUAACCCCCAAAGAGAGCCCAAAUGAAGCAGACUAUGAUGACGUCCCUUCGGAAGACACAGAAAGUGGGGAUGAUAGCAACAAAGUUGAUGGGUCGGAUAGCCUGAUAAAGCAUCCGCAGUCCAUUCCCAAGGAACACACGUUUCAGAGCUAUUUGACAAUGCAAGAGAUCGAUUCGGCAGUGGACCGCAGAGCGAACCUCAAAGACCUGCAGGAAAGUAUUGAUACUCUGAUAGGAAACCUGGAAAGGGAACUCAACAAAAACAAACUAAAUAUGAGUUACUGACUCCUGUUCUGUGUGAUACCUCCUCGUAGUACUUCUCUGCCCUCACCUGGCUCCCCAUUAAGGUGUGUGGAGUGCUGGUUUCCAUGAACACACUGUCAUAAGGCCCACCUUGAAUUAACAAAUCCACUUUAAGACAUUCCAUUAUGUUUCAUCAUUUUUUUAUUAGAAGAAUGCGUUGGCCUGACCUUCUGGUGUUUGAGACAGAAACACAGAGAACGAAGUGAUUCUAGAAAGUGGUGGCAUUUUCUCCCUAAAAAUACUAUGCACUUAGGCAGUUUGGGCAAUAUCUGACAGAAGAUAAAGCAACAACAAUAAUAAUAGAACUUCUUGUUCCUGAGAUUUUAAUUCUGGUACAGAUGCUCCCCUCAGAAGAGGAUUAACGCUGCUUGGCCUGAGAUUUGCAGCAUGAACUUUAGAUAGACUCAUUUUACUAUAUAUGCAAUGGCUGCUAUGAGAAAUGCUUUAUAUAUAUAUAUAUAUAUAUAUAAAAAAAAUAUUUAUAUAUAAAGUUUUAAUUGUACAAAUAUUAAUGUAUUCGUGUAUUAACACUUUUCAGUAAUUAUUUAAACAAGCAAGAAUUAAAUAUUUUUCUAACCUUGUUUGUAUAUAUUUAUGUAUAAAUGUGCAUGUCUCUGUAGCCACCUUUUGCAAAGGAAAAGAAUAAAAAUUACGUAAGGGUACCGCUUCUAAGAAAACAUGUUUAACGAUGCCAAGAUUAAGUUACCACUUCAGUAACAUAGCAUUUGAUUUAUACACAGAAAUAUGUCCAGAGAGAAGGCAAGGUGAAUGAUUAAUGUAAAUGACCUUGCGUGUUGCAGGUGCAUCAGUUCACAGGUGUUGACUAUUAACUAUACUAAAAAAACCCCCAAAAAACACAGAUUAAUUUUAAGAAUUUUCCAGGAUUACUAGCAGUGAAUUGUUCUGCUGUCUUUAAGGGGUAACAAAAUAUGCACAGUAAGGAGAUGAAGGUACUGUUCAUUAUUUUUAAAGUUUUUUUUUCCCACGAUUUUUGAUACCUAAGGAAGGCAUGGUAGGUGUUUACUUUUUAAAGACUUUUGGCUUUGUCCUUGUAACCUCUUACCUUAUUCCUGAUAUUUUGAUACUUGUUUUUUCUCCAGUUUCAGGUAGUUUUGCUGAGGUAACUUUGGUUGACUGCUGGUUGUUAAGUGUUUAAGCUCUCUUUGGAGGAGAUGAAGGUCUCGGAUCCUAUACAAAAGCAAUUAUUUUUCCUCUGAAUCUUUUAGUUAAAUUAGUCUCUGAAAAAUGGAAAUCUGAGUUUUUACAGAGUCUGGGGCUUGUGGGUGGGAUUGCAACCUGCUGUGACUUGGUUAGAUUCAGCUAUUGCCAUACUCUCAGAUCACCUUUUAUCUUUAGUCAUUUAUGAUGAAUAAUUAAACAUUUCAUGUUAACAAAACACAUUCUUUGUUUAACCAAAAAUAGAUACCAAGUUGCUUACAGAUUUUUGAUAGUCACUCGUAACAAAGAAACAAACUCAUCGCUUUUCCUUUGCAGGUCACCCUCAGUGAGGAACAGGGGAUUUGGGAGGGUCAGGGCUAGAUGGUCAUUUUGUUUUGAGACUUCAAACACCAAAUCUGUGUCAGCUGGCAGGAUAGAAUUUAAUUUCUCCCCCCUUUUUGGUACAGUGUUGACAUCCCACCGUGGCUUUCCAUUUACCAUGUGGGUAAGUGCUUUUUUUUGCUAAUGCCAUACUUCAAUAUAUUACGUAAUUGUAGAGUUAUUUGUUUACGGUAGCAAGGGAUUAAGAAUUGCUAUGACAAAUGCCAUCACUCAUUUUUAAGGAAUUAUUUUAGCAUGGUUUCAAAUGGUUUAUUCAAUCUCAUUAAUUUAUUUCUUAUAAGUGUUAAAAGAUGCAAAACAAUUAUUGCAAUAUAAUGAUAAUGUAUGAAAAUGUAAAUUUAACCUGAAGCAUUUAUUAGUAAAUCAAUGUAUUUUUUUAAACUUUUAUACCUACAGAGUGCGCAUACUUUUUAAACUAUAAAUUUUAAUUCUAAAUAAAAUUUGAAUUAAGAACAAAAUUUGAUUAAGCGUAGUUAGUGAUUAUUUAAAGCCAGUCUUAGCUGGCAAUAUGCAUUGGCAGCACGUGUGAAUUAAUUUUGUAGACGUUUGAUUUUUCAGAAGAUGUUUUGUGUGAUGUUUUGUCUAGGUUUACCCACUAUUUCUCUUACAUAAUUAAAAUAUAACUACUCAAUUUUAACUCAAAAGCAGUAAUAUUUUAAGGAACUAUUCAAACACUGUUUUGACAGCAUUUCUUCACGUAUUGCAGAGAUUCUCAUGCUUUUGUAUAUAGCCUGUCUCCUGUAUUGAGCAUGUAAAUUCAUUAAAAUUAGUUAAAAGA
Molecule: messenger RNA, 5341 nt
Organism: Rhea pennata
Lineage: Eukaryota; Metazoa; Chordata; Aves; Rheiformes; Rheidae
Gene: SYDE2
Product: synapse defective Rho GTPase homolog 2
Exons: 7
Coding region: 1-2985 (994 amino acids)
Biological process (GO): signal transduction; regulation of Ras protein signal transduction; cell migration
Cellular component (GO): synaptic membrane
Molecular function (GO): GTPase activator activity
Source: RefSeq, a predicted model, not a curated record